Episyrphus balteatus (marmalade hoverfly) is the source of this 1523-nucleotide messenger RNA. RefSeq names its product myrosinase 1-like. Gene Ontology annotation, molecular function: beta-glucosidase activity. Bases 1 to 1500 code for a protein of 499 amino acids. Gene Ontology annotation, biological process: carbohydrate metabolic process. The record is from RefSeq and is a predicted model, not a curated record. Lineage: Eukaryota; Metazoa; Arthropoda; Insecta; Diptera; Syrphidae. The transcript has 7 exons.
AUGUUGUCAUUGGGUCAGUUAUUAAUUUUUGGACUUCUUGUAAAUAUCGGGAGUCUAGUGAAGUCUUCUGAUAAUUGUACACUUCGUCCAAGAGGAAGCACAAAAUUUCCAAAGAAUUUUAGUUUAGGUGUAGCAACAUCAGCUUAUCAGAUAGAAGGUGGAUGGAAUGCAGAUGGUAAAGGCCCAUCGAUUUGGGAUGAAUUCACACACGAGAAUCCAGAUAGAAUUAAGGAUAGAUCAAAUGGUGAUUCAGCAGCCAAUUCAUAUCAACUUUUCGAUUUGGAUUUAAAAGCAUUGAAGGAGUUGAAGGUUGAUCACUAUCGUUUUUCUAUUGCAAGGACAAGGAUUUUUCCAAAUGGCGAUGUUUCAUCGAGAAAUCAAAAAGGCAUUGAUUAUUACAACACUGUGAUCGAUAAACUCCUUGCUAAUGGCAUUGAACCAAUGGUCACCAUGUAUCACUGGGAUUUACCAGCUGAAAUUCAAAAAUUGGGUGGAUUUACAAAUUCAGUAAUAAUCAAUUAUUUUAUUGCUUAUGCUGAGGAAUUAAUUAUAAAUUUUGGUGAUCGGGUUAAAACUUGGAUAACAUUCAACGAACCAAUGCAAACAUGUAAGCCAGGUUAUGGAGAAGGAGGAUCAGCUCCAGGCAUAAAAUCUCCAGGAGUCGGUGAUUAUAUAUGCUUUAACAAUAUCCUUAAGGCACAUGCUGCAACCUAUCAUCUUUAUCGAUCAAAGUAUUUUGAGAAACAAGGCGGCAGAAUGGGAAUUACUUUGGAUACGUUUUUUGGAGUUUCAAAAACAAACAAUGAAGCUGAUGUAGAUCGUGCUUUACAGUAUUUGUUAGGAAUCUUAGCACAUCCAAUUUAUAGUAAAACUGGUGGAUAUCCUGAGAUUAUGGUAAAGGAUAUUGCGAAAAACAGUCAGGCUGAAGGACGAAAAGUAUCACGCUUACCAGAUUUCAAUGAAUACUGGAAAGCUACUAUUAGAGGAACUUUUGAUUUUCUCGGUUUAAAUUUUUAUACUUCAAAAUAUGUUGAGCGCCCUUCUGAGCCUUUAGGUGAAAAUCCAUCAAUGUUAAGAGACUAUGAUAUUGAAGAAACUGCUGAUCCAAAGUGGCUUAAAGCUAAAUCAAAUUGGUUAUAUUGUUACCCGUUAGGACUAGAAGGUUUGCUUAAAUUUGUUCGAGAAGAGUAUGAUAAUGUAGAAGUUAAAAUCACAGAAAACGGCUGGUCCGAUGAAGGUGAAUUAGAUGACAACAAUCGUAUUCUUUAUUAUAAGAGUCAUUUGCAAGCUGUUUUAAAUGCUAUCCAUGAUGGUAGUAAUAUUACUUCAUAUUCAGCUUGGAGUUUGGUUGAUAAUUUUGAAUGGAGUAAGGGAUACACAGAAAAAUUUGGACUAUAUUCUGUUAACAUGAAAAGCCCCAAAAGAGAGCGCGUAGCCAAAAAGUCUGCAAUUUAUUAUAGAAAAGUUAUUGAAACAAGGAGCAUUCCAGACGAAUUUUAAAUUAAAAAAAAAAAAUAAAUGAU